Molecule: messenger RNA, 3341 nt
Organism: Sphaeramia orbicularis (orbiculate cardinalfish)
Lineage: Eukaryota; Metazoa; Chordata; Actinopteri; Kurtiformes; Apogonidae
Product: kelch domain-containing protein 10-like
Exons: 10
Coding region: 160-1413 (417 amino acids)
Biological process (GO): positive regulation of stress-activated MAPK cascade
Molecular function (GO): protein binding
Source: RefSeq, a predicted model, not a curated record
AGCAGCAGCAUAGCAGCAGGUGUGGACGUCAUGUAGUGUUUCUUAUUUUGGUCUGUUUCCAGGAGCCCGCGAUCUAAUGCCUCAACGUUUUAUCAGCCCCAAGCAGGUUCUGGUUCACAUCUGGGCGUGACCCCUCUGUCUUUUGGAUCACCUGUCGAGAUGUCGUCCUCUGAACACAACGAAACCUCCAAUUUGCUCAAUACGUUUGAGAAACUGUCGUGGAGGCCCUCUGUCCGCGACUCAGGAUCCAAGAAGCGGGCCCGAUGGCUUCAAGCUCGACGUAUCUUCUCUCCUUCAUGCCCCAGUCUACGAAUCCCGAACAGGUUCCUGAGAGAAGGACACUGCAUACCUCCAGCCCGGAGUGGACACCGCUGUGUUGCAGACAGUACGAAUUUAUAUGUGUUCGGAGGCUACAACCCUGAUUUUGAGGAGGCAGGCGGGUCAGAGAAUGAAGACUACCCUCUUUUUAGGGAGCUCUGGCGGUUUCACUUUGCUACAGCUACCUGGCAACAAGUACACACAGAGGGCUACAUGCCUACAGAACUAGCCUCAAUGUCAGCUGUCUUGCAUGGCAACAAUCUGCUUGUGUUUGGUGGCACUGGGAUUCCAUUUGGUGAAAACAAUGGCAAUGACGUCCAUGUUUGCAAUGUUCAGUACAAGCGAUGGAACCUUCUUAACUGUCGAGGGAAGAAACCCAACAAAAUCUACGGACAGGCGAUGGUCAUUAUAAAUGGCUACCUGUAUGUAUUUGGAGGGACAACAGGCUAUGUUUACAGCACAGACCUGCACAAGUUGGACCUGACCACCAGGGAGUGGACCUACCUCGAACCAAACAACGAACCCUCAGAUCUACCCGAGGAAAGGUACAGACAUGAACUCGCUCAUGAUGGACAGAGGAUAUACAUUUUAGGAGGAGGGACAUCAUGGACAUCAUAUUCUCUGGACAAGGUUCACGCAUAUAACUUGGAGACAAAUUACUGGGAGGAGAUACUGACCAAACCCCAUGAAAAAAUUGGAUAUCCUCCCGCCCGGCGUUGUCACAGCUGUGUGCAAGUCAAAGAUGAGGUGUUUGUAUGUGGUGGUUAUAAUGGAGAGGUGAUCCUGUCUGACCUGUGGAAGCUCAACCUGCAAACUUUUCAGUGGAACAAGCUGCCUGCCAUCAUGCCAGAGCCAGCAUACUUUCACUGUGCCGCCGUGACUCCGGCCGGGUGCAUGUACAUCCAUGGUGGUGUCAUCAACAUGUCUGGCAACCAGCGGACUGGCUCUUUGUACAAAGUGUGGCUGGUGGUGCCCAGCCUGCUGGAACUGACGUGGGAGAAACUGCUGAAAACAUUCCCUCAUUUGUCCCAGCUGUCGACCCUUCAGCUGCUCAGCCUGGGACUCACACAUACACUAAUUCAGCGGCUCAAAUGAAGAUGCGCACAGACUGAAGAGGCAGAAACUGAUGGAAAAGCACUGACUCUAAAAUCACUGGUAAAUAUGUGAUUUCUUAAAAGGACAGACAUUUUUAAUACAAAAUGCACCUUUAAAAAAAAAACAAAAAAAAAAAAUUUCAAAAGAUGUCAGCUGAUUCAGAAAAACCACUGAAUGCCUUUUAUGGUUUUUGACUUCUGUAAAUGUGUGUGCUGUAUUUCAUAUCCUAAGUGCAAUGUGUUCAUUUGUGAAUGUGUCAGGUUUGAGUUUGCACACAUCCAUCAACACACAUUGUUAUGGACACCAGAAUUCUUGUAUGCUCAAUUCACUCCUAUUUAUCAGAGGCUUUUUUUUUUUGUCUUUUUCACUUGCUAAGGAUGCUCCACUGUCACAAAACCUUGUAGAGCGUGAGGAUGAUGAAACGUGCUGCUAACACUGUGGAAUAGGUCAACAACUACACUAGCUUAGAAGAGGAAACUCAAAUAAUUUGACCAAUUCAGUUGAAAUUUAACAGUCAGGUCUUGGGAUGCAGCUGUUAGAUGUCAGUAAAACUGGUUCGAAGAGUAGUUUGUUUUAAUAGAGGCACACAUUGUAAUUUUAACACCUAACAGUCUAAUUAAGUCAAUAUUUAAGACAUCACAUUUUAGGUGUUUAGCCGAUAGGACUUUUGGCAAUAUCAAGCUGUGAUUGUAAUGCUGCCAUCCAAACUGAGAAAAUGUUUCCCUGUGUGGUCACAUUCAAACUGAAGUGUGUGGCAUUGAUGGCAUCACUGUGAAUUUUUUAGUGCCUCUUUAUAAAUGAAGCGGAACAAGUUGGAUAUUAAUUUAUGCACCAGUAGCUCCACCAUGACUCCUGAGCCUUUUUGGUUUUUCAUUCGGUGCCUUCUGAAUUUUCACUGUUUUCUAUUUCUAAAAUUAACCCUUAUACGAUUUUAAUUUUUUCAUUGCCAUUUGAGCUGUGUUCAUGGGGUUUUACCUGGUGCUCUCCAUAUUGGCCUUUUUUUUUAUUUAAGAGAGAGAAGUCGCUUACUCCUUGAACAUUUUAACUUGCAAAGGAUGUCAUUUGUUUAAUUUUUAAUCACUGUGCUGCUAUUUUUAUUCUACAAACUCAGAAUUGUAGUGAAACUUGUAGCUACAGUUCAUAUUUCUGACUGACUUCAUUUUAUUUUCUACUUAACAUCUUAACUUUUUCAUGCUGUUACACAGAAUAUUUAUAUUAUUAACUUUUUUUCAGGAGAAUGUGGUGCUGUAGUGCAGAUUCUUUUGACAGGUUACAGAUACGGUACGUGAGGCAUCCUCAGGAUGUUUAACACUGUGAUCAGAGGUGAGUCAGUAGAGCUCUAAAUACAUCAACCAUCUUCAUAAAUGUCGAUAUUUUUGUAAAACGAGGCGUUGAUAUGCCUUUUGAUGACCUCUGUAAAUCUGUUACUGUAGUUGUGCUUUCUGCUGCUUGUAAACAAUCACAGUUGGUGUUUUCUUUUCUGUUAUUUUUUUAUCUUUAAUUUGAAACCCAAGCAUCUCUGGAGCAUUUUAUUUUACACACUCACUGUAGCUGGUGGUACAAUAGAAUUUGCAGUUUUUUUUCCUCAAAGUUUCUAUAGCACAGUAAACUACUUUUUUCCUGGUUUGACAUUGUAUUGCUGUAUUUAUAUUUUAUUUGAAGCAUCAAUCUGCGUCAGUAUGUGCUCAGAUGUGGUAAAUGUACUGCCUCGCUUAGGAUUGAGAUGUUUAUAUUUGCAUCAUUUUUGGUGUCAGUGAAAGUUGAAUUGUCUCUUUUGCAUGUCUCUAUGGUGUGCUUGUCACUUUACCUAAACUGUUGGGGUAAAAGGUGAUUGUAUUCCCAAAGGCAGUUAUGGCAGUAAUGUACAGUAUGUUUUGUAAUUCAUGUCUGUACACACAAUAAAUUAAGACAACCAUUUUUUUUUUUUU